Molecule: messenger RNA, 572 nt
Organism: Kockovaella imperatae
Lineage: Eukaryota; Fungi; Basidiomycota; Tremellomycetes; Tremellales; Cuniculitremaceae
Product: vesicle transport protein
Exons: 7
Coding region: 53-469 (138 amino acids)
Biological process (GO): retrograde transport, endosome to Golgi; endoplasmic reticulum to Golgi vesicle-mediated transport
Cellular component (GO): Golgi cis cisterna; Golgi membrane; COPII-coated ER to Golgi transport vesicle
Source: RefSeq, a predicted model, not a curated record
AGUGAUUUCAGUGUUUACACAGUUUCAAACACCAUCUGGACGAAGGGUAAAAAUGUGGUUAAGCGACACGCAAAAAAUUGGCAUUGCCCUAGUCGCCUUUGGUAUCUUCUUUCAGUUCCUCGGUAUCAUCCUCCUGUUCGAUGGACCGUUACUAGCGCUGGGCAAUAUCCUCUUCUUAUCCGGUCUACCGCUUAUCAUUGGUCCUACCAAGACAUUCUACUUCUUCUCUAGGAGAGAGAAAUGGAGAGGGACACUCUGUUUCUUCGGGGGAAUCUUGCUGGUAUUUAUCAAGUGGCCAGUCACAGGUAUCUGCGUUGAGUUCAUCGGGUUCGUCGGCUUGUUCGGCUCCUUCUUCCCUGUCAUUCUUCAAGCGUUGAGGCAGACUCCCAUCAUCGGAACUUUCUUGUCCCUACCGUACAUCCGGCAGGCAGCCGAUAAGCUAGCGGGGGUCCGGCAAAGUGCAGUCUGAUAGGCGAUGAGAUGCGAAACCAUCAGCUUCCGCUGACCGAGCUCUGACGGUCGAUCGCACAGAAGAGGCCGACAGACUGGUCCGUAGUAUGCCACAGCACAAA